Messenger RNA from Lactuca virosa, 1056 nucleotides. The record is from the annotation of a GenBank genome assembly. NCBI's taxonomy places the organism in Eukaryota, Viridiplantae, Streptophyta, Magnoliopsida, Asterales, Asteraceae.
AUGACCAUUCUACCCCUCACAUUCCUCUAUCUCCUUACUUUCUCAAGGGCAAUAUCGUCAACCAAAAUCGGCGUAAACUUCGGCCGAGUAGGUAACAACCUCCCAUCACCAUCUCGAUCCAUCGAACUGCUCCAAACCCUAAAAGCGGGUCGGGUCAAACUCUACGAUGCCGACCCGGAAAUCCUCCGACUACUAUCCGGCACGAAACUCGAAGUCAUGAUAAUGGUCACGAACGAUGAAAUAUCCGCCAUUGCUAGAAAUCAAGAACUUGCAAACCAAUGGGUUUUUGAACAUGUCAUUAACCAUUACCCCGAAACCAUGAUCCGAUUUAUCCUUGUUGGAAAUGAAGUGUUAAGUUUUUCGAGCACCGAUCAAGAUCGACAAAUAAUGGACGAUCUUGUCCCCGCCAUGCAACGGAUUCGCGACGCCCUUACAACCGAAGGGAUUAGCAGUAUCCAAAUCAGUACCCCUCUCGCUAUGGACAUCAUGGAGAACACAUUUCCACCCUCGAGCGGACAAUUUAGGGGCGAAAUCGUCCACGAAAUUGUCCCGUUACUUGAGUUUUUACGCGAGUCGAAUUCGGUUUUUUUCGUGGAUGUUUACCCGUAUUUUUCAUGGGCGGAUAAUCCAACGAGUAUAAAUCUUGAUUAUGCUUUACUUGGUGGACAUCAAAUAUAUAUGGACCCGAUGAGUGGGUUAACCUACACGAACCUUUUGGAUCAAAUGCUUGAUUCCGUGGUUUUCGCGAUGGCUAAAUUGGGCUACAAUGAUGUGAAGAUUGGUGUAGCGGAGACCGGUUGGCCACAUGAAGGUGGAAUUGGAGCGAAUAGAGAGAAUGCCGCAAUGUAUAACCGGAAUAUUGUAAGAAAAAUGACCAUGGUGCCACCAAAGGGAACCCCGGCUAAAACCGGAAUCGUGAUUCCGACUUAUAUUUUUUCUUUGUAUGAUGAGAAUGAAAAAUUUGGUCCGGAAUCGGAGAGGCAUUGGGGGUUGUUGCAUCCGGAUGGGAGUCCGGUUUAUGAAGUGGACUUGAGUGGGAAGGCGUAUAAGAGUUAA